This is a messenger RNA of Heterobasidion irregulare TC 32-1, 471 nucleotides long. RefSeq lists its product as uncharacterized. NCBI's taxonomy places the organism in Eukaryota, Fungi, Basidiomycota, Agaricomycetes, Russulales, Bondarzewiaceae. The transcript is spliced from 3 exons. The record is from RefSeq and is a predicted model, not a curated record. The coding region runs from base 1 to 471 and encodes 156 amino acids.
AUGGAACUACCUUAUGUUGAUGUCAUGUCUAUGCUGAGAGAGUUAUCGAAGCCGCUUUGGGAAAUUGACUUCCCAAGCUUGCCCAACGUGUGGGGAAUAAGCGCACCUUGGCUGCUCAGCCACGGAUACAGGCUUUACCCUACAUGGCCGGAAGGCCGAUAUGAGUCAACCAUCUGCAACUCUGACCACCCCGCUCCGCGAGAUCUCCCGCAUCCAUAUGCGUAUUCAGCAUACUUUCCCGGUCCAUGCAAUGAUGUCUCUAUGUCGCAAAAUGUAAUUGGCGCUCAGGACGAGCAAUGGCGAGAUGUGGUCAUCAAGGUCGUGGCCAAGGGUUCCCAGGAACUUACCAUUUUCAAAAUUCUAGCAGAAACGCCUGAAUUAUUCGACUCGAGAACAUUUCCAUGCGUCAUUCCGGUCUUAGAAAUUCUCGAUACUCCCUACGACUAUAAGUUUGUUGUCUUGCCACGGUAG